CCUGAGCUGUCGAAGAGUUAAUUUUUAAUUGUGCUUUCGUGUCUAAGGAUGAACUACUCCAGGUUUUUGACUGCUGUGAGCGCAGCAAGGAAACCGUCCCCCAUUCGCAUUUUAACUGAACUGCAACAGCGCUCACCCCCUACCCUGAUCUCUCUUGCGGGGGGUGCACCAAACCCCAACACUUUCCCCUUCAAAUCUGCCACCAUCCAUGUGAAAAACGGGAAUCCGGUUGUUUUCGAUGAGACCGUGAUGAAGAGAGCUUUGCAAUACUCAGGCUCCUAUGGAAUUCCAGAGCUGGUCUCCUGGAUGAAGGAGCUGCAGCGGAGCCUCCACAACCCUCCGACGGCAGGCUACAGCCCAGAGAGAGGCCAGAUGGAAAUGUGCGUCACCACCGGUAGCCAGGAAGGGUUAUGCAAAGUGUUUGAGAUGCUGGUGAAUCCAGGAGAUAAUAUUCUGCUUGAUGCACCGACAUAUUCUGGUACCUUAGCAGCUCUGCAGCCUCUGGGCUGUAACAUCAUUAACGUUCCCAGUGACCAGCAUGGCAUGAUCCCCGAAGGCCUGAGAGAGAUACUGGCGCAGUGGGACCCGGCUGACGCGCGUAAGCCUGGAACUACUAUUCCCAGAGUUCUUUACACUAUCCCCAAUGGGGGAAAUCCCACAGGAGCCUCCAUGACCUUAGAGAGGAAGAAGGAAGUUUAUGAGCUUGCGCAAAAGUACGACUUACUUAUCAUUGAAGACGACCCCUAUUACUUUCUCCAGUUUCAAAAGCCUUGGGCCCCGACGUUCCUCUCCAUGGAUGUUGAUGGGCGUAUUAUCAGGACAGACUCCUUCUCCAAGAUUCUGUCGUCAGGGUUACGGAUUGGUUUUGUCACAGGGCCAAAGCCUUUAGUGGAUAGAAUAGUUCUGCACAUCCAGGCUUCUACCAUGCACACCAGCACGUUUACACAGAUGAUGGUUUCCCAGCUGCUACAUAACUGGGGUCAGAAUGGGUUUCUUAACCACAUAGAUGGGGUCAUAGAGUUUUAUCGAACGCAACGCAAUUCCAUGCUCUCUUCGGCAGAGAAAUGGCUCACAGACGUGGCGGAGUGGCACCCCCCGACAGCCGGAAUGUUCCUGUGGAUCAAACUGAAAGGCGUCAAAGACACGCAGCAGCUCAUCAUGGAGAAAGCUUUGGAAAAAGAGGUGCUUCUGGUUCCGGGGGGUGUGUUCAACAUUGAUAGUUCAGAUCCAUGUCCGUACGUUAGAGCCGCCUUCUCUCUCUCUACACCACAACAGAUUGAUGAGGCUUUUAAGAGACUCUCGGUACUCGUCAAAGAAGCCUUGUGAGAGGGUGACUCUCCCACAAACAAGGAACUUUGUUAUUUUUCAAGAUCAGAGAAAGAUUUCUACAAACAGGCAGUAACUGAACUUGAAUCCUGCCAUUAACUGCCUGAAAGAUCAGCCAGAAAGGUCAGAACCUCUCGUGCUGAAGUAAUUCACUUAGCUUUCAAAUACCAGAUCAACAUAACAGGACUUCACAAAGGUCUUUGUUUAGUUCUCAAGUAUCAACAGUGCAGUGAUUUCACAAAGAUUUGGAUCUCUUUGGAAUGAAACACACAGAACCUUACAAAACAUUUAGACUCUGUUCAGAAUCAAAUGCAAUAAGGCUUGCAACUUCCCUCUGCACAAUUCUGUUUACGAUAAUUACUGUAAAGAAAUCAAUUUAUUUAUUGUGGAUGAAUGUCACUUUGACGGAAAAAAAAAAAGAUUUGAAAGUGUUGUUUAAAAAAAGUAAUGCUAUGAGAAAGAUUUGUGUUUACUACAAUACUGUGUUCAUUUUAAAAAGGCACCUUGUCUUUCUUGGAAGGUUGUUAUUAACUAUUUUUACAGAUGGCUAAUAUCCUAACAGGUCAGACCCCAAACAAUGAAGUACUUUAAAACAUUAGAACACUACCUGUCUUUCACUGGGUCCUUCUCCUUUUUCCAUGUGUUUAACUGGCUUGAACGCUACUAAAACACUCGAAAUCUAAGUUCCUUAAGCACUAAAAACGGUCACGCUCAAACAAACCAUUAAAACACAUUUA
Molecule: messenger RNA, 2063 nt
Organism: Chanos chanos (milkfish)
Lineage: Eukaryota; Metazoa; Chordata; Actinopteri; Gonorynchiformes; Chanidae
Gene: aadat
Product: aminoadipate aminotransferase
Exons: 13
Coding region: 49-1326 (425 amino acids)
Biological process (GO): biosynthetic process
Molecular function (GO): pyridoxal phosphate binding; L-kynurenine:2-oxoglutarate transaminase activity
Source: RefSeq, a predicted model, not a curated record